Messenger RNA from Megalops cyprinoides (Indo-Pacific tarpon), 3441 nucleotides. RefSeq names its product guanylyl cyclase 2 (gene gc2). Gene Ontology annotation, biological process: intracellular signal transduction; protein phosphorylation; cGMP biosynthetic process. Lineage: Eukaryota; Metazoa; Chordata; Actinopteri; Elopiformes; Megalopidae. The record is from RefSeq and is a predicted model, not a curated record. The transcript is spliced from 19 exons. Bases 1 to 3441 code for a protein of 1146 amino acids. Gene Ontology annotation, molecular function: peptide receptor activity; protein kinase activity; ATP binding.
AUGCGAUACCGGCUCCGUCCCUUCCACAGUUUACUGCAUGAAUGGACGAGGAAAGGACCAACGACCCCUGACGCCAAGCGCCCCGAGUCCCCCUUCCGUCCCCAUGGGGCCUGUCUUCUCUGGCUCCUACUGGCUGCGCUCUGCCUCCCGAGUUCGACCCAGGCAGCCGUUUUCUGGGUGGGCGUGGUGGGGCCAUGGUCAUGUGACCCUCUCUUUGCCAAGGCACUGCCCAGAGCUGCGGCGCAGCUGGCUGUGGACAGGAUCAACAAGGACAGCUCUCUGUCACUGCCCUCCACCUUCAACUACGUCAUCCUGGACGAGGACUGCCAGACAUCCCGGGCUCUGAGGGUGUUCAUGGACUACCAGACCCGGGUGUCCGCCUUUGUGGGGCCCACCAACCCCGGCUACUGUGACUCGGCCUCUCUGCUGGGCAAGAGCUGGAACAAGGCCGUGUUCUCCUGGGCCUGCAUCGGCCACGAGCUGGACGACUCCCGCAGCCACUCCACUCUGGUCCGCACAGCGCCCUCGCCCAUCUGGGUGUUGCUCAGCUUCCUGCGCCACUUCCGCUGGGCGCAUGUGGGCGUCGUCUCAUCAGUGGAGGAGGGCUGGGUUGAGACGGCCGACAAGGUGGCCAACGCUCUGCGCAGCCACGGCCUGUCUGCACGCAUUGUGGCCACCGUGACCAAUGACCCUGACAGCGUGGGUCAGACCCUAGCCGAUGUCAAGAGGGUGGACGACCUACGUGUGGUGAUCCUCUGCAUGCACUCGGUGCUGAUUGGUGGGGAGACGCAGAGGCUGCUGCUGGAGAAGGCCCACGACAUGCAGAUGACGGAGGGCUCCCUGGUGUUUGUGCCCUACGACACGUUGCUGUACAGCCUGCCGUACCACAACGUGCGGCACCCGGCCCUGCGCAACAACAGCAAGCUGCUCCGCGCCUACGACGCCGUACUCACCGUCACCAUGGAGUCCGAGGAGGACACCUUUUACCAGGCCUACCAGGAGGCCAUGGACCGCGGGGAGAUCCCUACCAACUUCAAGCCGUACCAGGUGUCCCCUCUGUUCGGCACCAUCUACAACUCCAUUCUGCUCAUGGCCUAUGCCAUGCAGAGUGUGCGGCUCUCGGGGGCGUGGGUGUCGGCGGCCAAUCUGGUGCGACACUCCCGCAGCCUCGACUUCUACGGCUUCAACCAGCGCAUCCGCACCAACGCCUCCGGCGCUGGCAUGACCGACUUUGUGGUGCUGGACACGGAUGGGCGGUCUUGGGAGCUGCACCCCACCCACCAGGUGGACACGGAGACGGGGAUGCUGAGGUUCCUGGGCCGGGCCGUCCACUUCCCCCGCGGGGUCUCCCCGAAAACAGACUCCAAUUGCUGGUUCACCCAUGGUAUCCUCUGCACUGGAGGAGUGGACCUGUUCUCCGCAGUCAUGGCCCUUGUGAUGCUCUACUCCGUGCUGAUCGGUUUGCUGGGGUUCAUGUACGCUGUAAGGAGACGCAUCAACCAGUUGCGGCUGGUCCGUGGUCCCAACAAGAUCAAGCUGACCCUGGCGGACCUCACUUUCAUCAACCCGUCCAUAAGCAACCAGGUCAGCUCUGCUGGGUUUCAAAGGGGCCAGGAAGCGGAGGGGUCUCUACUGAACACAGCUGAGGGGCAGUCCAAUGCUGACCGCAGCAUUAAAUCAGUAGUUUCCUGCUCCAGUGUCACCCCAGUCACCCACGAGAACUCCAAUGUGGCCAUCUAUGAGGGAGACUGGGCUUGGUUGAAAAGACUGCCAUAUGGAACCUUCUCAGUCAUCAACCCAAAAACCAGCGAUGUCUUUGAGUUGAUGAAGGACCUGAGGCACGAGAACGUCAACCCGUUCCUGGGGUUCUUUCACGACUGUGACAUCUUCGGCAUCGUCACCGAAUUCUGCUCGCGGGGCAGCAUGGAGGACUUGCUGCAAAACCAGGACGUCAAACUGGACUGGAUGUUCAAGUCCUCUCUGCUGCUGGACCUCAUUAAGGGCAUGAAGUACCUCCAUCACAGAAACAUAUGCCAUGGACGGCUGAAGUCACGGAACUGUGUGGUGGACGGCCGCUUCGUACUCAAAGUCACCGACUACGGCUACAACGAGGUGCUGGACGCCCAGAAAUUCCCCUAUGUGGAGCCGCCUGCAGAGGAGCUGCUGUGGACGGCUCCUGAGAUCCUGCGGGGCUCGUACCCGGGGCUGUACGGCACCCUGCCGGGGGAUGUGUACAGCUUCGCCAUCAUCGUGCAGGAGGUGGUGAUGCGGGGGCCUCCGUUCUGCAUGCUGGAGCUGUCGGCUCAGGAGCUCAUUCAGAAGAUUAAGAAGCCCCCUCCUCUCUGCCGUCCCAUGGUGACCGCUGACCAUGCCCCUGUGGAGUGCAUCCAGCUCAUGAAGCUGAGCUGGAACGAGCACCCGGAGAAACGGCCCACCUUUGAAGAGAUCUACAACCAGUUCAAGAAUGUGAACAAAGGCAAGAAGACCAACAUCAUCGACUCCAUGCUGCGCAUGCUGGAGCAGUACUCCAGUAACCUGGAAGACCUGAUCCGAGAGAGGACCGAGGAGCUGGAAAUCGAGAAGCAGAAGACUGAGAAGCUGCUCACCCAGAUGCUGCCACCGUCUGUGGCUCAGGCCCUGAAGGUCGGUUGCACCGUGGAGCCGGAGCAUUUCGACAAUGUGACGCUCUACUUCAGCGACAUCGUGGGCUUCACCACCAUCUCAGCCAACAGCGAGCCCAUUGAGGUGGUGGACCUCCUCAAUGACCUCUACACGCUCUUUGAUGCCAUCAUUGGGAACCAUGACGUCUACAAGGUGGAGACCAUUGGUGACGCAUACAUGGUGGCUUCAGGACUGCCGGUCCCCAACGGGAACCGCCAUGCCGCCGAGAUCGCCAACAUGGCGCUGGACAUCCUGAGCGCUGUUGGGACAUUUAAGAUGAGGCACAUGCCCGAUGUUCCGGUCCGCAUCCGAAUCGGCCUGCACUCAGGUCCCUGUGUGGCGGGGGUGGUGGGUCUGACCAUGCCUAGAUACUGCCUGUUUGGGGACACAGUGAACACUGCCUCCCGGAUGGAGGCCACAGGAAUGCCGUACCGCAUCCACGUCAGCCACAGCACCGUCAAGAUCCUUAGGGACCUGAACAUGGGCUAUAAGGUCCAGCUGAGAGGGAAGACGGAAAUGAAGGGGAAGACCAUGGAGGAGACAUACUGGCUGAUCGGCAAGACCGGCUUCACCAAACCACUUCCUGCUCCGCCGGACCAAAAGUCAGAGCAAAUGGCUCAUGGUCUGCAGCUGGAGGAAAUGGCCCAAUACAAGAAGCAGGAAAUGACAAAAGACUUCAAGCUGCUGCUGCAGAAGGCAGUGAGGAAGAUCUCGACUGUGCGGCAGGUAGCACAGCUGACCGUGGUGGAUGAAGGCAAUGUGAUGAUGCACCACCACUGA